This is a messenger RNA of Penicillium arizonense, 1419 nucleotides long. RefSeq lists its product as uncharacterized. The record is from RefSeq and is a predicted model, not a curated record. Gene Ontology annotation, cellular component: membrane. Gene Ontology annotation, molecular function: carbohydrate:proton symporter activity. Gene Ontology annotation, biological process: carbohydrate transport; transmembrane transport. Lineage: Eukaryota; Fungi; Ascomycota; Eurotiomycetes; Eurotiales; Aspergillaceae. The transcript is spliced from 4 exons. The coding region runs from base 1 to 1419 and encodes 472 amino acids.
AUGAGUGUGGCCGGAGGUCUAUUGACACUUCCCGCCUUCAACAAACAGUUUCCUCGCAUGGACACUAUCAACACGGAGGGAGACCUGAAAGCGGAAAACUCGAUGAUUCAAGGCACAGUCAUUGCUCUCUACACCGUCGGUGGCAUCUUCGGAGCCUUGUCAUGCGCGCAUCUAGGUGAUCGAUUAGGGCGGAAGAAGGUCAUCUUCUGGGCCAAUUUCGUUUGUAUGAUUGGCUGUAUUCUCAUGGCAACCUCCUUUGAUUUUGCCCAGUUUAUCGUCGCAAGAAUAUUCCUUGGUGCUGGCAUUGGUGGAUACACUGCUACCGUGCCAAUUUGGCAGUCUGAGAUCUCACCCACACAUAAGCGAGGCUCGAAUGUCGUUACAGAUGGCGUUUCUGUUGGCGUUGGUGUCACUAUAGGUCUCUGGGUUGAUCUCGGAUUUUACUUCGUGAAGGACAACUCCGCAUCAUGGCGAUUCCCUCUUGCCUUCCCAGCCGUCUUAUGUAUCCUGGCUAUGGUUUCUAUUUCGAUGCUCCCGGAAUCUCCCCGUUGGCUGAUUUUGACCGGCCAAAUCCAAGAGGCUCGGAAGGUAAUAUGGGCUCUUUUCGAGCUAGAACCUGAUUCGGAUGAGGUCACCGAGAUUAUCCAUAAUGUCCAAACUACUCUCGCUGUCUGCGGAAAUUCUUCCUGGACCGCCAUGUUCACAAAUGAUGAGCGGCGUCUAUUCCACCGUGCGUAUCUUGCCUGUACCGGCCAGUUCUUUCAGCAGAUGUGCGGCGUAAAUCUGAUUACCUACUACGCGAUCAGUGUUUUUCAGGAAUAUCUUGGCAUGGACGAUGUGAAAUCCCGUAUUCUCGCUGCAGCCAUGGGUCUAAUGCAGCCGACAUGGAGCGCCGGAGCCAUGGCUAUUUGUAUGGGUAUUCUCGCCGGCACAACAUCGCCCCAGGCCCAGGACAGCACUGCUGCCUUAGUGGUGGCCGUUAUUGCACUUUUCUGCUUCCAAUUUAUCUUCACAGUCGGAUACUCUGGUCUGACAUUUCUCUACGCUGCCGAGUUAGCCCCUCUACAGGUCCGUGCUACCGUCAGUGCCUUCUCCACUGCAACGGUGUGGGUAUUCAACUUCCUGCUCGCUGAAGUGACUCCCAUCGGCUUCAACACUAUUCACAAUAAGUACUAUAUUGUCUUCGCUGUCAUCAAUGCCAUCAUUGUGCCAUCCGUGUACCUGUUCUUUCCUGAAACUAAAGGUCGUUCGCUUGAGGAGAUUGAUAAAAUUUUUGCCCAGUCGAAGAACAUCUUUGACCCGCCUCGCAUGGAACGCCUCAUGCGGGAGACUCUCCGGGCCAAUGAUCCCGUCAAUCGGCCUGGCUCGGAUAGUUGUGGUGAGAAUAACGAAUAUGUCAACGAAGAGGUCAAAGCUUAA